UCUCGUGGUUUCGCGCACACACUCAUACACACACACACAGAAAUCACGGCUGGCAGGAUCUCAGGCCUCCACAGUCAGGCGCAGUUAUCUAAAAUGGAUUAAAGGAUUCAUGCAUGAGAGAUUUUUCAACUUUACCGGAAAUAUGUCUCUGUUUAAUAAGUUUGCAAUAUGGUAACUAUGGCAACCCGGUUCAUUUGGAAGCGCGCGCUGUUGGACCCCAGCUCGGUGCAGUUCUGACUUCGGAAACCAUGUCGUUUAUUGCGAAGAGCUGUUUAAUGCCAUAGCGUUCCUUUUUUUUUUUUUUUUUUGGUUUUUCGAAACUCUGCCUUGCAAAGUGCACGUGCACGUCCGGUGUGUCCCGGUCGGAGAAAUGCGCGCCGCCGCGGUUCGGUUCGUCCGCCUGUGCGCGCUCGCCGUGUGUGUGUGUGUGUGUACAGGAGAGGACGAGUCCUGCCAUGGAGCUUUUGAUUUAUACUUUGUGCUGGACAGUUUGCGUGUGACGUUCCAGGUCCGGCAGCGUGUCCACCAACUGGCGGGAGAUAUACGAAUUUGUAGAGCAGCUAACUAAUCGCUUCGUAAGCCCGAAGAUGAGGGUUUCGUUUAUCGUCUUCUCCUCGAGCGCAGAAGUCAUUCUCCCUCUCACCGGAGACAGGGCAGCUAUAGACAAGGGUUUGGAUCUGUUGAGUAAAAUCAGACCUGCGGGUGAUACCUACAUGCACGAGGGACUGAAAAAGGUUAUAGAGCAGAUGAAAGCCCAGAGCACAAAAGCCGCAAGCAUCGUCAUUGCACUGACUGAUGGGAAACUGAGCGUCUACCCACACGAUCUCGCCGUGAAGGAGGCUGAUCUGGCGAGACAGUACGGAGCUCGUGUUUACUGUGUAGGAGUGACUGACUUUGAUGUCCUGCAACUGGUUGAUAUCGCAGACAACAAAGAUCAGGUGUUUCCUGUGCUGGAUGGAUUCCAGGCGCUCAAGUCGAUUGUGAAUUCUAUUUUAAAGAAAUCCUGCGUAGAGAUCUUCUCCGUUGAACCAUCCAGCGUGUGUGUGAACGAAACUUUUAACAUCGUUCUAAAAGGGAAGGGCUUUACUCAGGGGCGGAGCUCUGAGGGCGUGCUCUGUACCAUCUCCGUCAAUCAACAGGAAGCCUACAAUGAAAAGCCCAGCGUUGUGAAGGACACUUAUUUGCUGUGUCCGGCUCCGCUGUUGACCGAAGUUGGACACUCACUUGAAGUGCUGAUUAGUUUCAAUCACGGACACUCCUUCAUUUCAAGUCCGAUUACGAUCCACGCCACUACGUGUUCUAGUGGUGUGGUGGUGAUUGUGGUUCUACUGGUUCUGCUAUUACUAGCGGCUCUGGUCCUGCUUUGGUGGUUCUGGCCACUUUGCUGCACCGUGGUCAUUAAAGAUCCUCCGCCCUCUCGACCUCCUCCUCCUCCACCUCCUCCGCUUAUCGAGCCGGAAGAAGACCCUCUACAGAAGAAGAAAUGGCCCACUGUUGAUGCGUCCUAUUACGGAGGCAGAGGAGUCGGAGGGAUCAAACGCAUGGAGGUUCGUUGGGGAGGAAAAGGCUCUACUGAGGAAGGAGCACGACUGGAGAAAGCCAAAAACGCUGUGGUCACCAUGCCUGAGGAGGAGGAACUGCAAGAGCCAAUUGUUAAAGCUCCUCGCAGACCACCACCUCCCCAUCCACCCCCACCUCCAUCUAAAUGGUACACCCCGAUUAAGGGUCGCUUCGAUGCUCUGGGAGCUUUACUACGGCGACAGUACGACCGAGUCGCUAUCAUGAGACCUACAGCGCAUGACAAGGGUCGCUGCAUCAAGUUCACAAGGAUUCAGAGUCGCUAGCUCACUCACUUUGUGCCUUUUUAUUGGUUUUUAUUUUCACGAUUUUGUAUAUGCUCUGCCGUUAGAUGAUUGUACAUUGAUUGUUUUCCUUUUACAUUUUUCACUUUAAUUCUCUUGUUUUUACUGGCCAGUCCUGCUGAUUUGAUUUGAUGCACUAGUGCCUUACUUUGACUUGUUUUUCUGUAGCGUUUCACUACAGCAAACACGGAAAGUCAAAUGACACCUAAUUAAUAUUUAUUAGUAAAAAUGAAAACAAAAGAUCUAAAGAUCAUUUGAAUUUGAAAAUGACCGAAACUAGUCUUACAUGUCACUAUCCCAGACAAAAGAACAGAGUUUCUCCAGGUGAUGCAUCAAUAUAAAUGGAAAAACUCAACAGAUCUCAUGUUUAUGAUUGGACAUCAGCACAUGCUAGGUAGCAUAACUGUAUCUUCUGACCACUGACUCUAAAGAAAAUAAAGAAUUUUUUUUUUUCAGUCUG
Messenger RNA from Hemibagrus wyckioides, 2322 nucleotides. RefSeq names its product ANTXR cell adhesion molecule 2b (gene antxr2b). The transcript has 17 exons. Lineage: Eukaryota; Metazoa; Chordata; Actinopteri; Siluriformes; Bagridae. Bases 588 to 1844 code for a protein of 418 amino acids. The record is from RefSeq and is a predicted model, not a curated record. Gene Ontology annotation, molecular function: signaling receptor activity. Gene Ontology annotation, cellular component: membrane.